Amoebophrya sp. A120 is the source of this 3492-nucleotide messenger RNA. The record is from the annotation of a GenBank genome assembly. Lineage: Eukaryota; Dinophyceae; Syndiniales; Amoebophryaceae.
AGAGAAAGCAACCCAAAAAGGCCAAGCCCAAACUGAAUCAUCUCACACCUCUUAUUCUAAGCGCCCCGGUUUCGAGCAGUUGUAGUGUUACUCCUUGACCUUGUUGGGAAUAUCCAUAUUAGAAGACCCAGCAUUAUAAUAACAUCACAUAACCCUAGUAUAGGCUAGCGACCCGGCGUGAAAAAGAAGCUACUUACGAAAAUGGCGCUGCUUUACCACGACUACGGUCCGCAGAACAAAGACGGCCAGCCGCUUCCUUGGCAAAAUGUCACUGCGGACCCGACCAAGCGUCCCGUCCAGGGCUUCGCUCCUGAUCGAACGGCGUUGAAACCGCGUGAAGCAUCCAUCGCGCAGCCAAUUCCGCAGCCAAUGCAGGGCAGCCAGCCGGUUGUCCGCGAAGGGAUGUUUGGUACACAAGAACUUGUGUUGUGACGACAGAUACAUACAGCUAGAACUGACCGAUAAAUUUUCAUUCUUUCCGCUUUCUUUAUGCUUUGCUUUGAUUGGCAUUGAUGCUACACUUUUACUCGUCGUCAAAAGCCAUCCGAAAAAUCAUCAAAACAAAUUUAACGUAUAAAAACUAAAACCCACAGGUCCCAAUGGGCAAUCUCUGCACCGUCCUCUCUCCGACAAGAUCGCGCGCGCUCCUGUCACGGUGCAGAUGCUUCCAUCGAACAUGAAUUACGGGGACCCCGCGCCCUUCCCUAACGUCAUGGACUCACCGGCAGCCGGCGUGUUAUCGCACGAGCUGGACAAACAAGCCUACCGGAACAUAACCGCUGCGUACGGAAUACAGGAGCUAAGUCAGCAGGACCAACGAGUCCCACCAAUCUCUCCACGGACAGUUGCGCAGCAGCAGCAAGCUGCUUCUCCCUACGUCCAAGCGCAAGCGAACGCGGCGAAUGUAAGGUUUCAGAUCGGGGAAACUCAACGAGACUACCUGCUCCGCCAAGAAAAGAAUGCGUUUUCGUCAGAUCAACAUGGGAAAACGUUUUCGCCGCUACAGAGAGACGAAGCGCUGUUGAUGAAACAAGAACGCGCCAUGACGGGCGUGAACAAUUACAAAUACCUGCCAAAUUGCUACAAGGUGGAGGAAGAGAUCGCGAUGAGCCCGGAAAAAGAGAUCGUCGGCAACUUUUCCCCCGACCGAAGUCUGUUGAAGUACAAUCACUGCGAUUCCGGGGACCCGUUCCUCGUACGGUAUGUUCCCCACGGCGCGCGGGUAGCGGGGAAGCCGAACGAGACGGAGGUGACGAUCUUAGGAGGUGCGCCAGGUACUGGGAACGAACAACAUCAGCAGAGACCUUCACAGCAGAGCUUUUCCCCCGACCGAACCGGGGUGAUGCUCGAUUACAGGGGGAAACUGGCGCACGAGGAGGAGCAGCUGCACCGCGAUUCCUCCCCACAGCGGGCGAACGGGGUUUUCCCCGGGUUCGGCCCCGCGGCCCACAGUCCGGUUUUGCACGCGCGGCUGGACCGCAAGCGCGCGCACCCGGCGCUGAUGCCCGGGAACCCGACGCGGGCGUUAGUGCCGCGGGCGAAGUACGGCGAUCAGUAUUCCAUGAAGUACGACGAAGAGCAGGAAAGCCGAUAUUACGGAGGAAGCGGUAAUCCGGAGUUUAGCAAAGCACUCCCGAGUGCCGGUGGGGACUUUCCACUCGGUAGGGGGAAACGGGUCGGGAUCAAUCCGAUGGAGAAGGAAAGUAACCUGGUGAAGGAUUUGAUCUCGCCUACUUCAUCUCCUUACGGCCGGCGCGCUGUAGUCCCCCAAGCCCCAACGCUGCUCAAAGACGUCGACGUUUUGCCGCCAAAGGAGUUUGAUGUGUACACGCGGAGCGCCGAAGUCACCAGCCCUUCUGGGGUUCUGCGCGACUACAAAAACCACGUAGAAAAGCGCGGACAAGAACGAAAUUUUGAUGAGGCGAAUUUCGGUGCCGACCAGAGGGAAAACUUAUUCGAGGCGAGGAAGAGGCAUUACAACGGAAUUCAAUCGCCCAGGAGCGCGGUGCGUCACUCCCCCGGGGUAGAGCAGCGAAGUCCGAGGACUGCGCAGGAAGUGCAGCAAUCAGCAGCAUUAGCGGCAGCCGCAGCGGGACAAGCAAAUAACUACCAAGCAGGAGGUCAACAACCAGACGGAAAUACCGCCAGAAACGUUUUCCUCGAUAACCGGGAUAUGUCUUUGCAGCAACUGAUAGAACAGAGCUCCGACCACCCAUUGAAGCAAAAACAGCUGCACAACGCCAAGAUUGCACAACAACAAUUCGCAGAAGAGCUUCAAAGACAGGACGCCAGCCGCAGGGUAAAUUCCCCUCACGCCGUGGACCGGAGUCCGACAGCGACGAAGGAUGCCAUUUCGGUAACUAACAUGCUCGUCGCGGCCGGUGGCGAUUCCGAGUAUCGAGCGUAUUUGGAAACCGACAGAAGAGGUAGGGCAAUGAAGAACAGCAAGCCCGAGCCGGUAGACUACGACGGGUUUUUCGGGCCGGCGCGGUCCCGGAUGGUCCGGCUGCCCACCGGCAGCGACCCGUCGGGCAUCGACAUGUUCCCCUCCGACCCGCAACGCUGCAACCGGGGGGAGUUUGCUGCGGACAAGAAGAGCUUCGUCGAGCGCCGCAGCUUAUCAACUGCAAAAAUGUCUGGGUCUGGAAGGAUGUGAAGUUGCGAUGCGCAUUUCAUAACACACAGAAAUCUCUCAUGCAUAGGCAGCAAAAGAUGCCCACUUCUUGUCACCAAAGUGGGGGAUAUGUCAUGCGGAUUAGGCAUUGCAGAACCUUGUCGAAAUCUGUGAUGCUAGGGCUUCCAUGCCAGACCUUCUGCGUCAUGCAAAAACAGCAUGACAUCUUCCAGACCCAGACAGAUUUGCAAUGCAUACAGCUUAAAUCACGGCUACUACGAAAGCGUGCCGGCCAAGAUCAACCACACGGUGGUGCUGCCGAACGAUCCGUGUCUGGUAAAACGAAGCCCUUGCAAGCCGAGAGAAGCGGGGUUCUUCGGCGGGAGGUUUGUAGGAUAAUCAGAUUUAGAAAUUGAUAGUGGAGAUACUACUAGACUAGUACUAGCCGGGAACCUGCUGCUGGAUAACUUUCUUUUUCGUCUUACACGAUCGUGGUCUCUGAACUUCCUGCUCAUUGACUGCUUAUUCGUAAUCGCAACUGAAUGUUUUAUUUUACACUAGUUCGUCUGGUGGUACCCCCACCAUGUUCCCGUCCGAUAUCGAUCGGUACAAGAAGAUACGAAAAUUCGAGCCUACAUGAGACGAGAGCACAUGCACAAAUUACAAGGAGCAUCGUUUUUCCCAUCGUUGAGGCCGGUGUGCUCUUUUUGCUACUUGUUUGAAACUCGGCAUAUGAAACCCUACAGUAUGAUUGCGAUAGCGAUUACCCAUUGUCUUCAUCGCCCCCCAGAAGAUCCUGUAAAAAUCUAUUUGGACGAAUUGGACCGAUGCGACGCUUUCUACCUCAUAGCUGGCAACCUUAAAUUUUCACUGACCAU